GGCAAGUAAGAUAUGCUGUUGACGAAGAGGAUCUAAUAUGUUGGUUCAUUUCUGGUUUGAAAGAAUUAUGUCGUAGCAAGGUUAUGGCAUUAAGUCUCACGUCAUUUGAAGCAGCAAAGGUAGUUGCAGAGAUGAUGGAUAAACAUUGGUUAGAGUUAACUUAUCUGAUGCACAUAUUGAUGAACAUAAGACAUUCAAUAAUCUGA
Messenger RNA from Dentiscutata erythropus, 206 nucleotides. The record is from the annotation of a GenBank genome assembly. Lineage: Eukaryota; Fungi; Glomeromycota; Glomeromycetes; Diversisporales; Gigasporaceae.